Molecule: messenger RNA, 2163 nt
Organism: Fonsecaea multimorphosa CBS 102226
Lineage: Eukaryota; Fungi; Ascomycota; Eurotiomycetes; Chaetothyriales; Herpotrichiellaceae
Exons: 2
Coding region: 1-2163 (720 amino acids)
Source: RefSeq, a predicted model, not a curated record
AUGGUUUCUCACACACGAUCUCGGAGCAAGGGCUCGUUCUCUAUCUUCUCCUUUGACACUAUCCGGUCAUUCAGUCGUGCUGGUUCACGACAAGCAUCCCGAAUCCCCUCAAAGGAUGAACUGCGUGAUCGAACAGAAUCCAGUCUCUCUCAUCGAUGUGAUCCCAAUGACCAGCCGCCAGCCUCCCCUGAGCCGAUUGCCCCCAACGAUGUCGUGGAGGGCUCUGCACAAGAAUUGGGUAACCGUGCUCAAGACCAGCAACCUCAGGGAGAAGCAGAGACCACUGUGCAGCAGUUCCACAGCACACGUCGUCGGGCACAUCGACUGCGUCCCAAAUCGUGGCUGUCCUUUUCCCGUUUAUCGUCCCAAAGUCCCUAUCCUCGCAGCAUCUCCACUCAGCUGCCCAAGACGUCUAGUACUUCCACAGUUGCUCGCAGUGUUAUCUCCGCUCCCGUCCUUACCAGUACCACCAACGUCUCGGUGGCUCGUGCUGAAAGAGUCCACUGUGGAGAAAUAUCUGAUGUGGCCUUUGCUCAAUCCACUUGGAACUCGCAAGUCGGCUGGGUUGCAACCAGCAAUCAGGACCCUGGGGAAACGCGACGGGAUGCAAAGGCUUCUGACGGGCCUCAUGGUGAGAGCCUCGGGCCGCCUACCGGUCUGACAACGCCGAAAAGAGGCCGGAUCCUGCGGCUGAAGAAUGCGAUUAGGAGCAGGGUUCGAAAUGGAACUUCACACCCACAAAGUGUAACCGCACAGCAGGAACAUGAUCCUGAGACAGUCGGAGACGUAGAAGGCGACCAAGACCCGACGUUGAAGAGAGAUUUGUCCCGUCGGCGAGCAGAGACUGUGAAUCUCUACAAAGGCAAAAUCAAAAGACUUACAGGACAUGGCCACAUUCGACGCAAGUCUGUCAUCAUCAACAAAGGUGCAGCAGAACCAAGAGGCGGAGAAUCGCCUCUCCUUGGCCGCGGCGAUAUCAUAGACGUUCCCACGACUGAUUUGGCUGCCGAACACAGCGACAACGAGUCUGCAUUUGGCUCACUCACCAGAUCAUUUGCCAGUGCCGUUGACAAACUUGACUUCUACUCGAGCGUGCCACACAAUAUGCCCUUCCUCAAGUCCAGGUCAUCCUUCUUCUUUCCCAAGAAAGGAGAAAAGGGAGUUGGCAAUCGAGAUGAAGCAAGACGGCAAUUCCCACCAAUUUCGCCAUCCAAGCCAGCGCCUCCUGUUGCUCAAGCGAUAGCCGCCUCGUCUCAAUCGAAUCUCUUGAAGACUUUGGAUUGCGGAGGUCAUCCCCAGAAGCUACAUUCAACACCUCGACCUGCUGAACCACACAAUCCUGAGACACAUGAAUUCAAACCCGACCAGGAAGACAAUACUGCCCAACAAGCUGCUGUGGCGCCCGUCGUGUUUUCGGCUGAAAAGAACGGCUAUGUGCCCGCGGCGCCGAGAGCUGGAUGCCCGAGAGGCGUCAACCCAUUGCGUAUGCACCCACCUGGAGCGAUGGCUGUGGCGCCUUCCGUCCCAUAUCGAGCAGUACAAGCCUUGCCAGUUGACCGUGAUGCCCUUGUUGACUUACCGCGCGGACGCACAGCGACGCCCAAUAGCGAGGACCGCGAAGGCUCAGAUACGACUUCGCUCGAAGACGCCCCGAUCUAUUCUCCUUCCCUCGGUGAUCUUAGCCAGUAUGCCCGCGAUACACCUCGCUCAACCAGAGCCGUACCCACUGGAAGUAGUAGAGAUCAGAAAGAGAACACACCGUCGGCUCGAAGCCCCGUCAAGAAGGAUCUUGCAGUUAAAGGACAUGUCGGCCCAUUGAAGAAGAGCAGGAGCGGUGUGGGAUUGUUCUCGAGAUCCAAGGCCGAAAAGCCAUCAACAACCGCGAAUCGCAACGGAGCCGAGGCCGAAUCACCGCUGUACCAACGUGAUGGCUAUCAACAGGGCAGGUCAGACAACGGCAACGGGAGGACGGUGAAGAAGAGUAAGAGUUUGCAUUUUGGAGGACUUUUUAAGAGGAAGGAUCCGUCUGACGUGUUGCCCACAAUGGCAUCGUCCGCCUUUCAACCGGCGACCCCUUCCCCGCUUCGAAAGGUGAUGCGCUUUGGCAGUCAAUCAACGCGAGGCGGCGGCAAUUCUCCUACAGCACCGUCGGCAAAGAAAUAG